Messenger RNA from Asterias rubens (European starfish), 4106 nucleotides. Its product is annotated as ubinuclein-1-like. The coding region runs from base 90 to 3707 and encodes 1205 amino acids. NCBI's taxonomy places the organism in Eukaryota, Metazoa, Echinodermata, Asteroidea, Forcipulatida, Asteriidae. The record is from RefSeq and is a predicted model, not a curated record. The transcript is spliced from 14 exons. Gene Ontology annotation, cellular component: nucleus.
AUGGCGACGGACGUUGGAAGGUAGAACGAUAUUUUUGGCAGUUUUUGCCCGGACGACACGUAUUUCAUCAGUUUCCACAGUGGAAAACGAUGGCGGAACGCAGGAGGAUUAUACCUUCGUCAGUUGGACCACUUUUCCCAUUGAAGAAAGAGAAGGAAACAGUGCCGACGCUGAGGUUCAGUUUGACCCUUAAAGAGCCUAGUGACAAAACCUGCUCAGUGUUUUCCUAUUGCCAACUGGUUAAAAAGGCUGCGCACAAGGAGAACGGCAUUGACCAGUCCUUCAAUGAGCUUGAUGAAGAUGACAUCGGUGGAUUGGAGUCAAUCGCCAAGAAAUUUGAAGAGAAAUAUGCUCCCAAGAAGGGGAAGAAAAGGAAACAUGUCUUCAUUGAUGAGCUGAUCGACGUUGGGAUGGGUUACGAUGACACUGAUCCAUUCGUAGACAACUCAGAAUGUUACGACGAGCUAGUCCCAGAUGUUCUUACUACUCAGCUCGGUGGGUUCUACAUCAAUCAGGGCCAACUGCACUUCAGAGAGAGAUCGGACUCGGAUAACAGUGGCGACUUCCAAGAUCCAAUGCGCAGGAAGAAAACACCAAGGAAGAAGCAUCGGAAGCCGGCAGAUGGAGACAGGAAAGAAGGAAAGAGAAAAAGAAACUCCUCGUCGUCAUCUGAUAAAGCUGCAAAGAAGAUGAGAAAACAGCUACAGAGACAAUUGGGGAAGCCAGGCAGGAAGAAGAAGAGUUUAGCCGGGCGGAUCCCAACUGUUGCCGAGCUGCUUAAACAACGAGAGGAAGCGGUAAAACACUACGGUGCGGGCGAAGAUUCCUCCAAAGAUUCCAUCGCAACAAGCAACACAACCAAAGCACCAUCAAACAAUGCAUCAGCCACAAACGGCUUACCUACGUCAUCAUCAGUAGACGUUAUCGAUCUCAAUGCAUCCCUGGGCGAUAUUGACCCCUCGCUUGAUCUCGGACUGAUCAUGUCGGACUUGAAGAUGGACAGUGACAUGGCCGCUGCUAUGGAGGAAGCUUUGAAGGGACCCAUGAGUACGGAUGAGACAGAGAGGGGGUUAGGAUCACCCGGACCUAAUGGAGAUGAUGUAUUGGAUGAGGAUGGGAAGUCACCGUUACCGGAUGGACUACCGACGUCGCUCAUAGUGAAUGUGGACAAAAUCAAAGAGGCUGCAAGAAAAUCUGUCGAAGGAAAAUGCAAGUUCUUCACAGCGUCAGUAAAUAACCUACUGUUGAAGAUCGAGAAUCAGUCUCGAGAUGAGUCUUGUGGGACCCGCUCCUCCUUAUACAGCCAUCUUGCCUCUAAUCUGCCGUGUACCAAGGAGACGCUACUGAAGAGGGCCAAGAAGCUACGUCUUAUGGCACACGACAGCUGCCUCAAGGAACCCUUGCAGAAACUCAAAGAAGCAAUUGCCAAGGCGAUGCCAGCACAGCUCGAGAGAUAUACACAAGAAUGCCAAGCUGCAACACAGGACAAAUAUAAUGCAAUGAUGAAUAAGAGUCAACCAGUUGAAGAGGAGACAAAGACAAAAGGCACCAGAGGCCAGGUUCCUUCUAAGAGGUUUCAAUGGACCCAUGAAAUCAGGGAAUUACUUUGUACCAUCGUGAACGUAAAAAUGCAAACCUACAAGAUGUCUAAGAUCCGAACUCAGUCAGCUGAAGACUAUCUCAAGAUGUACCUGGAGGAUGAGAUUAAACCUCUCUGGCCAAAUAGAUGGAUGCAGAUGAGAACCCUCUUCAAGGAGUCUCGUUCUGUACACGGAACCAUAACAUCAGUUUCUUCUAAGCCAAUAAAGAUUCUCCCCAUUCUCAAGAAGCCUACACCAACUAAGACCUCAACACCAGAAGCCUUGGAUUCCAGUGCAGACGAGCCCGACUCCCGCCGUAAGCCGGACCGACCCGAUGCACGUCUAACAUCCCCAGAAAGCAGCAGUCAGGAUUCAUACAUCCCAACAUUACUCGACUAUGCAAGUAAAUCUCACGAUCCCCAGCCGACCUCAGAGAAAGAGAAGGCCAACCCCAAACCCAGCAAUAGACCAAAAACUACCAAUGCACCUGAUAAUGCUGCGCCCAGAGUCAAAGACUCCAGAGACUUUAUGGACUUACUUAUAGCCGAGCAGCUGGCAUUACAUGAUACACCUGCUGAGAGUCAAUCCAGUCAGCCUUCAAAGAAAGCAAGGGUAGAGGAUGCUAAGAUUCAGAGCAAGAGAGAGGUGUCAGCUCCGCCGAGCAAAAGAAUGACGGCUGAAGAGGAAGCCCAAGCUCUGCAACUAGAUAUUCUGAGGAAGGCAUCGUUGCUGUUGCAACCUCAAGAUGCUUGGUCGGCAGAGAGCAGCAGGAAGGGACUCUCGCCUUAUGCUGAUGAGAUUAAAGCAUUGGCACAAGUAGCUUCUCAGCAGUCAUCGAGUGUAGCCGGCAACUCUGUCAGAAACACCCAAUCCGUGGCAGUGCUUCAGAAGCCCUCAUCCGUUAAGAUGGCGAGUACUGGGCCCAAAACCAGCUUCCAGAUGGAGUUUGAGAAAAUGUAUAGUACGGCCCAAAAGAAAAACUCUUCUCAAGCAAAAGAAGUCAUGCAAACUUCGCCAGCAGCUCAGCAAUACAAGACUCCUGCACUGCAGGAGGUCAGUCUGUCUGGAAGUGCUAAAACAGCGGCGCACAAGACGGCUUUUGAGAAACUCAGACUAGCUGGGCAAGGUAUCCAAAGUGUACACGUUGAUUCAGCCUCAAUAGUCGCGCAGCCUGUUGUGAAGCUAACCCGUCAUGCAAAUCUCACUGGGGGAGUCCAAUCCGACGCAGCUGUUUACUCUACUCAUAAGUUGGUGUCGCCACCGAGCACACAUUCACAACAGUACAGUGGCUCUUCUUCAAAGCGGGAGCCCCUUACCUCAUCACAUCGCCUGCCGCAGCAAGGCAACACUCCAGCUGUGACUUCCACAUCCCAAUCCCUGCCUGCAAAGAUACCUUCUAGCCAACCGCUCAGCAGUGCAGGCAGCCUGUACAUGUCCAGGAAAGAUUCAGCUUUUCAGUCUGUAUCCCAGGCAGGAGGUGAUCGCUCUGUCUCCAGCAAACACACUGGGAAGUUAGUCACCUCUCCGGCAUACACCUCCCCCUCCGCGGCAUACACCUCCCCGUCCCCUCCUAAGGGAUCGCCCCACUCUGUCCGCACCUCUCCCUACUCCACCUCCCCUAGUCAGGUUACACCGCCACCAAGCUCCCCUCGCCACACCUCUCCGCUCGGUCAGAAGCCUGGUUACUCUCAGUAUCAGCGUACCUCAUCAACAAGUCCAGGCCAUAGUUCCUCCUACAGCACCAGCUACCCUGCCGCCAUGACUAACUUACCUGGUUACCUGGCAGACCUUACUCGUAAGCAGCCAUUGACAUCACCGGUGUUUGCCCCACCGACCUUCCCGAUGACAACGGGUCAUGUGUCACCGGGUCAUCAGGGGUCAUCAGGAAGGAGUACCUCUCCGGGUGAUGCCAUCAUAACAGGCCCAGCACCAGGCACGUUUUAUCAUACUCAAAAUGCAGGCAACAUUCUGGAUUCAAUGCAAAGUAGCACUUCUUCCUCCGCCACCACAAACAACUCCCAACAACGUCUGCUGCACCGUCAGCAGCUCUCACUAGAUUCAUUGAUGUAUGCCCAUCAGACUUACCCAGAGCCUCAUCGCAAACAGAAACAACAUCGGAUCCCAUGAGGGUAAAGUGUAGGCGACAACUUGUGCUAGUCAGCGUGGACUGAGAGUAAUGGCCAUUGAGGAAGACAGUCCCAAUGCGCCUUAUUUUUGACCACUCAACGGCACUAUAAAUAGUAUUUAUUUGCAUGAUGUAUGUGCCAGCUGUACUAAAGAUCGACUAGUUCAUAAAGGACCUAAAUUGGCCAAAGUUUGCACAUAUCUGAUGACACAACUUUCAUAUUAUGGAAGCUUUGGCUCUGUUUCGCAGUGAUCUAAGAUUGGUCUUAAGAUGUGGAUCAAUUUUCAUUGCUAGGCAAUGUUUGAUGCCAUAGCAACAAUCACUAUGGCAAUAUUGACAACUCAUCUUAAGAUGAAUCUUGGAGUUUGUGAAAUCGAGCCCUGGGCCCAACUUCAUAGAGC